Microthlaspi erraticum is the source of this 2691-nucleotide messenger RNA. NCBI's taxonomy places the organism in Eukaryota, Viridiplantae, Streptophyta, Magnoliopsida, Brassicales, Brassicaceae. The record is from the annotation of a GenBank genome assembly.
AUGAUAGACAAAGGAGUUGUACGAGGAAUCCCAAGAGUGAAUAUCGAAAAGAAGAUAUGUGGAGCAUGUCUACUUGGGAAGCAGACAAGGCAAGUGUUUCCACAAGCUUCUUCCUUUAGAGCAAGCAAGAAGCUUGAACUAGUUCAUGGAGAUCUCUGCGGGCCAAUAACUCCAAGUACAGCUGCUGGAAACCGAUACAUAUUCGUUCUCAUAGACGACUACUCCAGGUACAUGUGGACAGUUCUGAUGCAAGAGAAGAGUGAAGCUUUUACAAAGUUUAAAAACUUCAAGAACUUGGUGGAGCAAGAAGCAGGAACAAGGAUUCAGACCUUCAGGACAGAUAGAGGUGGAGAGUUCUUAUCACAUGAGUUUACUCGGUUCUGUGAAACUUCAGGUAUAAAGAGGCAUCUUACCGCUCCUUAUACUCCUCAACAAAACGGCGUUGUUGAAAGGCGAAAUAGGACUCUGAUGGAGAUGACAAGGAGUAUAAUGAAGCACAUGCAUGUACCAAACUAUCUCUGGGGAGAAGCAAGGAAAGAAGCCAAUUCUCAUCACAUACGAAUUUUCGGGUGUAUUGGUUAUGCAAAGGUGGAGAAGCCUCAACUCAAGAAGCUAGACGACAGAUCGCGUGUCCUUGUGCAUUUAGGAACCGAACCAGGGUCCAAAGCUUACCGACUACUUGAGCCACAAGGAAGAAAGAUAAUAGUAAGUCGAGAUGUGGUGUUUGAUGAAUCAAAAGGAUGGAACUGGAGUCAUAGUAACUCGGCUCAGGGAGAUAACAAAGAGUUUAAAGUGAUAUUUGGUGAGUUUGGAAAUCGCGGGAUUCAAGAGAUAUGGGAGAAUGAUGGAAUCGAGAGAUUCAAUGGUGAAACUAAGAUGAUUGGAGGUUCUAAUGACGAACAAGUUGAGAAUAGCCCUAGCUACAAUAUCGCAGAGACGCAUGAGGAAGAGACAGAGGAUACAGAGGAUACAGAGACACAGGAGAGUCCUGAAGUAGAACUGAGAAGAUCGACAAGAGAAAAGUUUACACCGAAGUAUCUUGAAGAUUAUGUGCUACUUGCGAUCGAAGAAGGAGAAAGGUUACUUUUGUGCUUGAACAAUGAGCCAAAUAACUUCUAUGAAGCAAGAGAAUCUGGAGAAUGGAUGCUCGCGUGUGAAGAUGAGAUCCGUUCGAUCGAGAAAAACAAUACGUGGACUCUUAUGGAGUUACCACAUGGUGCUAAGGCAAUUGGAUUGAAGUGGGUGUUCAAGCUCAAGAGGAACUCUGAUGGAAGCAUUAACAAACACAAAGCUAGGCUUGUUGCCAAGGGAUAUGUUCAACGUUAUGGAAUAGACUUUGAGGAAGUGUUUGCACCAGUAGCUCGGCUCGAAACAAUACGGUUUCUAAUUGGUCUUGCUGCAUCAAGAGGAUGGGAGAUACAUCAUCUUGAUGUCAAGACAGCUUUUCUCCAUGGAGAGUUAAAAGAAAUCGUCUAUGUCUCGCAGCCAGAGGGUUUUGAAGUAAAAGGGAGUGAGAACAAAGUCUAUAAGCUCCAUAAGGCACUAUACGGUCUGAGGCAGGCACCAAGGGCGUGGAACAAUAAGUUGAAUCAGAUUCUCAUGGAACUUAAGUUUGUUAAGUGCUCAAAGGAACCAUCGGUUUAUCGCAAGGCUAUUGGUGAUAGUCUCCUCCUUAUCGCCGUGUAUGUUGAUGACUUGUUCGUUACAGGAACUAACAGAAGGAUCAUUGAUGAGUUCAAAGACGAGAUGGCCACCAAGUUUGACAUGAGUGACCUCGGGAAGUUAACAUACUACCUCGGAAUGGAGGUGAAACAACACGAUGGUGGAAUAAUGCUUAACCAGAAGCGUUAUGCGUUGAAGAUCUUAGAGGAAGCUGGAAUGGAGAACAGUAAUCCUGUUCACACACCAAUGGAGUCUGGACUGAAGUUGUCCAAGGCCGGAGACGAGACAGAUAUUGACGCCACCCUGUUCAGAAAGAAUGUUGGCUGCCUACGAUAUUUACUUCACACAAGACCGAACUUGUGUUACAGCGUGGGCGUGUUGAGUAGAUACAUGCAGAAUCCCAAAGAGUCUCAUGGUGUUGCCAUGAAACAAUGUUUAAGGUAUCUACAAGGCACAACCACUCUGGGACUAACCUUUGAGAGAUCUACUUCAAAGGUACCAAGGUUGAUAGGUUACAGUGACAGCAGCCACAAUGUGGAUCCAGACGACGGGAAGAGCACAACGGGCCACAUAUUCUAUCUUGGUGAAAGUCCUAUCACGUGGUGUUCUCAGAAGCAAGAAACAGUUGCAUUAUCAUCGUGUGAAGCAGAGUUUAUGGCAGGUACAGAAGCGGCGAGACAAGCAAUUUGGCUCCAAGACUUGCUUGGUGAAAUCACUGGUACAACGCGUGAAAGAGUUGUUAUUCGCAUUGACAACCAGUCUGCAAUAGCUCUCACAAAGAAUCCGGUGUUUCACGGUCGAAGCAAACAUAUACACACGCGGUAUCAUUUCAUAAGGGAGUGUGUCGAGAAUGAGCAAAUUGAAGUCGAACACGUUCCCGGAGAAAAACAAAAGGCGGAUAUCCUGACCAAAGCAUUGGGAAGAAUCAAGUUCAAGGAGAUGAGAGAUCUCAUGGGAGUUCAAGAUCUAGAGAAGACAGACUUCAAGCUUAAGGGGGAAAAUGUUGAAGUAAGCUUGAAGAAAGCUUGA